Molecule: messenger RNA, 408 nt
Organism: Anisakis simplex (herring worm)
Lineage: Eukaryota; Metazoa; Nematoda; Chromadorea; Rhabditida; Anisakidae
Source: the annotation of a GenBank genome assembly
GCGUGUUUGAACGGUCAAAUAGACGUGGUAGAAGCGUUAUUGAAUGUGCGUGGUCAUAUGCUGAUUCAACCGAAUACACACGAUACGGUCUUGCAUGCAGCCAUUUCAUCACAACAGCCUGAGAUUGUGCUGUUGAUUCUGAGAGCGUUCACACAUUUGAUCCAGUCAAAAAACGUCGACGGUAGCACACCGCUGCAUUGGGCAUCGCAAUGCGGAAAUUUGAAUGUGGUGAAAUUGUUAAUGGAAUACGCAUAUGAAGAGGAUUUGAUUACGUUAAUCGAAGAUGCCUCGACACGUUUCUCGUAUCGUUUCGUUGCCGAUGUGAACGCGUUGGAUUCAAAAUGCCGUACUGCGUUAUAUUUGGCAGUGGCUAACUCACACUUCGACGUGGUCAAAUAUCUUCUGGAA